UGGCAUGCCCCCACUGACACCCCACAGGGCCACCCUCAUCACAGGGACCUGGAAUGUCCCCACUGACCACCCAGGGGAUCACCCCCGUCACAAGGACCGAAGAUGGCCCCACUGACCCCCACAGGGCCACCCCCAUCACAGGGAGCCAGGAUGGCCCCAUUGAGCCCCAUUGGGCCACCCCAUCUACAGGGACCCAGGAUGCCCCCAGCGAUCCCCCACGGGGACACUGCCAGCACAGGGACCUGCGCCGCUCUCACAGGGUCACCCCCAGCUGUAGGGCCAGGAUGUCAUCCUGUCCUCCACAAAGACGGUCAAACACCCUCCUCGAGGGGUGAUAAGGAUGGGGGGAGCUCUACUGGGGUCCCUGUGCCCACUGCUGUGGCUGUUGUCAUUCCCUAUCCAUGGAAAGGAUUUCACGGCAGAGCCUGGACAGGUAGAGGCAGUAGUGUGGGUUAUUUUUUGAAAGCCAUUUAGUAAAAAAUGUGUUUGAUUUCUGUCAAGUGGUACAUUUAAGGCAGAAGGGAGCAUAAGGAGAUCCUCUAGCGUGAAACUCAGUCUGCUGGAGGUGACACUUCGUGUCCAGUUGCUGCUGGAUCCCUGUGUUAUUGGAGCUUUGUGGUGGAGCAGGUGGAUGAUAAACGUGUUGGGAUGCAGACAGCAAAACCUUGGAUGAACAUCCUGCCUGAGAACUGCUCUCACUCAGGGUUCAGAAAAUGCUCUUUCUUGCAGUGGGGAAGAGGCAGGAGAGCCCGGUGAGACACAGGACAGAGCUCCCACCUUCCCUGUAGCCUCCUGGGGCCACCAGCAGCUUCUCUGUGUCCUCCCUCGGAGCUCAUGUGCAGGUCGUCUCCCUGCAGCAGGUGCCUGAGGUGCUGAUGUGACACCUCUGCUCGUUGGAGGGCUAUGGGGAAACUGCAGAGUAAACUCAGCUUCCACACCACCAAAUACAGGGCCGAUGGCUCCAUGGGACAGACGGGAUCCAUCGUGGGACAGACAGGAUCCAUCGUGGGACAGACAGGAUCCAUCGGCACCUCUCGGCGGCACAGCCCCGCUCACACCGACGCCGUCACCUCUGUGGCUGCUCUCAAACCAGACCUGUGUGUGUCAGGGGGCAGGGAUAAGAGUGUGGCUGUGUGCAGCUGGAGAUCCGGGGCUGCCCUGCGGCGCUUCGUCGGCCACGAGCGGGAGGUCACCAAGGUCACCUCUGCCCUUGACUCCAGCAGAGUCUUCAGUGCAUCCCGGGACAAGACAGUGAUGAUGUGGGAGCUUCACGGGGCGUCGGGGCCAAGCCAGCACUUCCCAGGACAUGAGCUGGUCGUGACUGGGCUGGCUGUGAGCCCAGAUGCCUCCCAGCUGUGCACAGGCUCACGAGACAACACCGUGUGCAAAUGGGACACAGAGACUGGGGAGUGUCUGGCCAGGGCCACCAUCUCCAGGAAUCUGGUCACACACCUGUGCUGGGUUCCUGGGGAGCCUUAUGUCAUCCAGACCUCAGAGGACAAAACAACCAGGAUCUGGGACAGCCGGGAGCUGCAGGUGGCACACACGUUCCCAGCCAAGCAGCACAUCCAGACGUGCUGUGACGUGAGCCAGGACGGGCGGUACUGCCUCUGCAGCAGCCAGGGCGGAGAGGCCACCCUGUGGGACCUGCGGCAGACCCGGGGCCGGGUGUGUGAGUACAGGGGGCAUUUCCAGACCACCACCUCGUGUGUUUUCCUCCCCCGGGGCCCAGCCCUCGCCCCCAGCGUCGCCACAUCCUCCAGCGACAGCACAGUGAAGGUCUGGCACCGGGACACGGCAGCCUGCCUGGCCACGCUGUCCCUGGAGGGCUCUGGCCCGCUGGCCUCGCUGGCCGCCUGUGACAGCUCCACCCUGCUCUGUGCCAGCGCCAGCUCCGGCAUCCAUGUGCUGCGCGUGGGCGGCGGCGCCGAGCCCGCCCUGAGGGAGCUGGCAGCGUUCUGAGCCAGGGACCCCACACAGACCCAGGGACCCCACACAGACCCAGGGACCCCCACACAGACCCAGGGACCCCACACAGACCCAGGGACCAUGACACAGACCCAGGGACCCCCACACAGACCCAGGGACCCCACACACAGACCCAGGGACCCCCACACAGACCCAGGGACCAUGACACAGACC
This is a messenger RNA of Chiroxiphia lanceolata (lance-tailed manakin), 2142 nucleotides long. RefSeq names its product WD repeat domain 31 (gene WDR31). Gene Ontology annotation, molecular function: protein binding. The transcript has 11 exons. The coding region runs from base 904 to 1962 and encodes 352 amino acids. Lineage: Eukaryota; Metazoa; Chordata; Aves; Passeriformes; Pipridae. The record is from RefSeq and is a predicted model, not a curated record.